Cornus florida is the source of this 393-nucleotide messenger RNA. RefSeq names its product pectinesterase inhibitor 9-like. The coding region runs from base 1 to 393 and encodes 130 amino acids. Gene Ontology annotation, molecular function: enzyme inhibitor activity. NCBI's taxonomy places the organism in Eukaryota, Viridiplantae, Streptophyta, Magnoliopsida, Cornales, Cornaceae. The record is from RefSeq and is a predicted model, not a curated record. The transcript is spliced from 2 exons. Gene Ontology annotation, biological process: negative regulation of catalytic activity.
AUGACUAAAACUUCAGGCAUCAAGCCUAGGGAGUACCAAGCUGUGAACGAUUGCAUUGUUAUUAACAUAGGUGAUGCCAUAUACGAUCUCAAUAGAUCGGUUCAGAAGCUAGUCCAGAUGGGUAAAGCUGGGGCUCUGGACUUUGCGUGGCACAUGAGCAAUGUACAGACGUGGGUCAGUACCGCGCUCACCAAGGAGAGCACUUGUGUUGAUGGAUUUUCUGACCAAGGCAUGGAAGGAAAUGUGAAGACUACUAGUAAUGCACUUGCACUGGCGAGCCGCUAUGCGUGCAACAAGACACAAAGCUGCUUUGACCACCAACAUUCCUUGAUUAGAUCUCUUCUUCAAAGUGUCUCAUUGUGCAGGUCUGUAGUUUCUGUUCGUGUUGCAUAG